Messenger RNA from Durio zibethinus, 2075 nucleotides. RefSeq names its product long chain base biosynthesis protein 1-like. Gene Ontology annotation, molecular function: serine C-palmitoyltransferase activity; pyridoxal phosphate binding. The record is from RefSeq and is a predicted model, not a curated record. Lineage: Eukaryota; Viridiplantae; Streptophyta; Magnoliopsida; Malvales; Malvaceae. Gene Ontology annotation, biological process: ceramide biosynthetic process; sphingosine biosynthetic process. Gene Ontology annotation, cellular component: endoplasmic reticulum.
UUAGCAACACGAUAUUUUCUACCCUUUUUUACAAAAAGAGAAAUAAAUUUGUUUGGACCGUGGGUUGACCAUAUCCUACGUUCCCAUUCCCAUUUGCACCGUAAGUGUCCAAAUCUAUUCUUCAUCUUCAUCUAGGCUGCCUUCAACAUUUUGAUUUCAAAGCCAAGCCAUAAAAUAAAACUGAAGCAAGAGGCUUAUCGGUUCCCACAUCAGGGUUGGGGUCAGUGGGCUUUAUUCCUCAUUGCUUUAGAACAAAACAAGUUCUUCAUUGAAUGCUUUUAUUUGCAUGGUGGCCAUACCGACUGUGAUGGAAUCAGCUGUUUUAAACAUAGUUAAUGCCACUUUAAAUUGGGUCACUUUGGCUUUGGAUGCCCCUUCUGCUCGGGCUGUAGUGUUUGGGGUCCACAUUGGCGGACAUUUAUUUGUGGAGCUUCUUCUUUUGGUGGUCAUUCUUUUUCUGCUUUCCCAAAAGAGUUACAAGCCUCCUAAGCGACCUUUAACUAAGAAGGAAAUAGAUGAGCUAUGUGAUGAAUGGGUCCCAGAAUCUCUUAUUCCUCCUAUCACGGAAGAGAUGCAGAAUGAACCCCCAGUUUUAGAAAGUGCUGCAGGGCCCCAUACAAUAAUCAAUGGCAAAGAAGUUGUCAACUUUGCUUCUGCAAAUUAUCUUGGAUUUAUAGGGCACAAGAAGUUACUUGAAUCAUGUACCUCUGCAUUGGAGAAAUAUGGUGUUGGUUCUUGUGGUCCUCGCGGAUUCUAUGGAACAAUUGAUGUCCACCUUGAUUGCGAAGCCAGAAUAGCAAAGUUUUUGGGAACACCUGAUUCCAUACUCUAUUCUUAUGGACUUUCCACCAUGUUCAGUGCAAUCCCAUGCUUUUGUAAAAAGGGCGACAUAAUUGUCGUGGAUGAGGGAGUUCACUGGGGAAUACAAAAUGGCCUCUACCUUUCUAGAAGCACUAUUGUUUAUUUCAAGCACAAUAAUAUGGAAUCUCUAGAGAAAACUCUUGAGAAAAUUACAGCAGAGAAUCAGCGGGCAAAGAAAUUGCGCCGCUACAUUGUGGUUGAAGCUGUGUAUCAGAAUUCUGGUCAAAUAGCUCCUUUGGACAAGAUCAUCAGGUUGAAAGAGAAGUAUCGCUUCCGUGUUUUAUUGGAUGAGAGUAACUCAUUUGGUGUACUUGGUCAUUCAGGACGUGGUCUCACUGAAUCCUGCAGGGUUCCGAUAGAGAAGAUAGACAUUGUUACUGCUGCUAUGGGGCAUGCAUUGGCGACAGAAGGAGGAUUCUGCACUGGAAGUGCUAGGGUCAUUGAUCAUCAACGGUUGAGCAGUUCUGGUUACGUCUUUUCUGCAUCUUUACCCCCAUAUUUAGCUAGUGCUGCUAUUACUGCUAUUGAUGUCCUAGAGCAAAAUCCUGACCUGACAUCAAAGCUAAAGGAAAACAUUGCCAUUUUAUGGAAAGGACUCUCAGGUAUGCAGGGGCUGUCGAUAGCAAGCAAUCCGGAGUCACCCAUCAUUUUCCUUCGACUUGAAAAAUCAACAGGUUCACUGAAAAGUGACCUCCAGCUCCUUGAGGACAUUGCUGAUCGUGCCUUGAGAGAAGAGUCCGUAUUUGUAGCAGUUUCAAAAAGAUCAACUCUUGAUAAGUGCCCUCUGCCUGUGGGAAUUAGACUGUUUGUGUCUGCUGCCCACUCAGAAUCUGAUCUGCUCAAGGCAUGUGCAUCGUUGAAGACAGUUGCAGCUGCUGUGCUGAGGGAUCACAUUCAUUCAUGAUUGCUUCAUCCUCAAUGCUCAUGUAUAAAUCAUUUUUGAAGAUUUAGUUUUUAAGUGCCUUGAAAGAUUUCUCAUGGAAUUGUUCGUUUUUUCUUAAAAGUUUUUGUUUCAUAAGAAACUUAAAAUUAUUUUCAUAUGUAACUACAAUUUAAAAAUUAUUUAGAAUUAAGUUUGCCCUCAUUUCAAGCUACUUAAAUCUGGUUAUAGCGUUAAUGACAAAAUUAUUUCUGUAUUUUUUUUGGGAAAAUAUGAAUUUGUUUUAUCAUAUCAUUUACCAAACAUAAUAAUUUCCUUACUUCGAAAAAUAAAG